AUGACCAAGCCACCGUGCCACUCGCGCUGACGUGUGCGUGCAUUUUUCCUCACAUCUCUAUCUCUCUUUCUCUCAUCUCCUUUCAUUUUGUCGUAAAUUUCUUUUUUCACCAUCAAAGGUGCCGAAAGUUUUAUUAAGUUUAAUUGAUACACAUUUUUUACGCUGUUUUUGUGAGUGAACAAAAUAAACACAAUUUUUCAUCAAAGAUGACAAACACCGAGCAGAUCAUCGUCAAAAACACAAACUGGUGGAAAAGUCGCACGGCCUUGGAGCGAGGCUUGUUGGUCAUGUCGGUCUGCUGUCUACUGGUGACCGUCGGUCUGUUUGUCGGCAUCGAAGUCGUUGCCACGAAAUAUCGCAGCUGCGAUCGACAGCUGCUCGAACGUAAGUCUCGCGACGAUUUUCUCUUUUCAUCAACUUUUAUUUUUAGAAAAUCAUCGGUGAUUCUGGGCAACAUGGAUCCGGAUGUCGACCCGUGCGACAACUUUUACGAGUUCGCCUGCGGUGGUUUCAUGAAAAACACGAUUAUACCCGACGACCAAACGAGCGUCGACACUUUCAGUAUGAUAGACGACGAUCUGCAGAUGGAGGUCAGGGCCAGCAUCGAGGAGGGCAUCAAGGAGAACGAAAGCAGACCCGGCCGAUUGCGCGGAAAAGAGCUCUACUAUAGUUGUCUGAUAGAAACUCUAGUCGAGGAGCAAGGCCUACAGCCGCUGUUUAAAAUAAUCGACAGGCUUGGCGGCUGGCCGGUACUUUUGGAAGACUACGACGACGACGCGUACGAUUGGAAAACAUCGGUAUACCGGAACCGUAGGCUUGGCUUCUCAGUGGAUCACUUUAUCAGCUUCGACAUCGACAUAGAUCAGAAAAAUAGCUCCAGGCGAAUGAUCAGUUUGGAUCAAGCUUGGCUGUCGCUGCCACGCGAAUACCUUGCCAAAGGACCGCAGAACGAAGUUGUGAGUGCUUACUACCGUUACAUGGUCGACAUCGCCAUUUUACUCGGUGCAAACAGGGAUCGCGCAAUUGAGGAGCUCCGGGAGUCGCUGACUUUUGAAAUUACUCUUGCCAACAUUUCACUGCCGAGCGAAAAGCGUCGCAACGCCACAACCCUCAACAACCCAAUGACGGUAGCAGAGCUCACCGCAGCCUACCCCAGCAUCCCGUGGCUCGAAUACAUGAACGAGCUGCUGGAUCCCGUGCUCGAGAUCGACGACAACGAGGUGGUCAACGUCGACGAGCCCAGCUUCGUUUCAGCCCUGGAACAGUUGCUGCGCGUUACCCCCAAGCGCGUCCUGGCCAACUACGCCGUCUGGAGAGUCGUCCGGGACUCGGUGGAUUACCUCGACGAUGACAUCAGGAAGCGGCAGCUUGAGUACUGGAGCGAGAUCACCGGCGAGACCGAGCGCGAGCCUAGGUGGCAAGAGUGCGUGGGCGUAGUCUCGAGCACCAUGUCACUGAGCAUCGGCGCACUCUACGUAAGGAAGUACUUUGACGAGGAAGCCAAGAACAACGUCGUUGAGAUGGUUGCGGAUAUACGCAAGGAGUUCCGCAAGAUCAUCGAGAAGGUCGACUGGAUGGACGAGGAGACGCGAGCAGCUGCUCUUGACAAGAUAGACGCGAUGAACAGUUUCAUAGCUUACCCGGACGAGCUGCUGGACGACAAAAAACUCGAGCACUACUACAAGGCGCUGGACAUAUCACCUGGACAUUAUUUCGACAGUGUAUUGAACCUCACUCUGUUCUCUUACGCGCGGUCCAUUGAACAGCUCAGACUACCAGUGAACAAAAGCGAUUGGGUCAUGUACGGCGACGCGGCUGUUGUCAACGCGUACUACUCACCGAAUGACAAUAGCAUGCAGUUUCCAGCCGGUAUCCUCCAAGGCGAGUUCUUCAACAAAGACAGACCACAGUACAUGAACUACGGUGCGAUAGGUUUCGUGAUGGGCCAUGAGAUCACCCACGGCUUCGACGAUCAGGGCCGGCAGUACGAUAAAAAUGGCAAUCUCAUCGAGUGGUGGAAAGAGGAAACGAAAAAAAAGUUCCUCCAGAAGGCCCAAUGCAUUAUUAAUCAGUACGCAAACUAUACAGCCAGUGAAGUUGACCUUAGCAUUAAUGGAGUAAACACCCAGGGGGAAAACAUCGCGGAUAACGGUGGUAUAAAGGAAGCCUAUCUGGCCUACGACGAGUGGGUGCGACGCAAUGGUCCCGAGGCUCAACUUCCGGGUCUUGAGUACACGCCCCAGCAGAUGUUCUGGAUAAGUGCGGCAACUGUUUGGUGCACGAAGCAACGCAGUGAGGCGCUCAAACUCGACAUCAUUUCGGACGAGCACAGUCCCGGCGAGUUUCGGGUUCUCGGGUCCAUGUCCAACAUGCCCGAGUUCGCCAAGGAUUUCAAGUGUCCCCUGGGCUCAAGAAUGAAUCCCGAAAAGAAGUGCUCGAUUUGGUGAAAUUGAGGAGUUUAUGUUGUUGUUGUUGUUGUUGUUAUUGUUGACAGUUGGAGCAAUGUGUGUAUAUUUUUGUGUCAGAUGAAUGAUUUUGUUUCCCAUUAUUUGUUAUUGCUUUCGAAAUGGUUAUGUUUAUGUAGAGUAUUUUGUAGGUGUAUUCGUAUAUUUUUCUUUUUAAUUUUAUAAAUUAUUUUCUUGAGCAUUUGUGUAACCUAUUUAAUCUAAAGUGAUCUGACUUGCAAAAUAAAAUAGUUUGUGAGUACAUAAAAAAACAGGAUAAUAUACUUUUCAGGGUUUCGUUUUUGGAUUGCAUACUAUAAUAAAUGAAUUAACAGUAUUUUGAUGAUGAAAGUGAUUUUGAGAGUUAGAGUUAAGUUUGAAUGUGUCAUGUUAGCAGUAUCAAAUUUAUCAUGUCCUAAGCUAACUAUCGUGUUUGUAAAAAAUUUAAACUAGUUUUAAGUAACUUAUAAUUACAAUAAAAUAAAUAAUGUCGAUGAUAACGAU
Molecule: messenger RNA, 2948 nt
Organism: Copidosoma floridanum
Lineage: Eukaryota; Metazoa; Arthropoda; Insecta; Hymenoptera; Encyrtidae
Product: neprilysin-2-like
Biological process (GO): protein processing
Cellular component (GO): plasma membrane
Molecular function (GO): metalloendopeptidase activity
Source: RefSeq, a predicted model, not a curated record